Messenger RNA from Amoebophrya sp. A25, 385 nucleotides. Lineage: Eukaryota; Dinophyceae; Syndiniales; Amoebophryaceae. The record is from the annotation of a GenBank genome assembly.
CAUGAGUGUGAAUGGCGCGAACUCAUCUUCCGGCACGUCGUCGCCGCCGCAGCGACGGCGCGCGAGUGUAGAUGCAGGUGCUCUUCAGAGCGUCGCCAACAGCAACUCAGGCGCCAACAGCGGCCAAAGUUUGAUGGCUGGUUCGAGCAGCAGUGGACCGCGUGGACUCUUCGGAUCAGGGAAUGCCUCCCAGAAUCGCCGCCCAACGCAAGGUGCGAGCGAGCCCGUCGUACCGGUGAUGCCCGAGACUCGGCUUACGGAGUUUCUGGAAAAGAGCACGUUUUGCGCAGUCUUGGAUCCUCUCUUACGAGAACUGAGACUUCGCGAGCAGGCGGCUGCUGCAACGAACAAUGGGCCUAACAGCAAGGAAAAGUCUCCAGCAAAG